Molecule: messenger RNA, 2922 nt
Organism: Micropterus salmoides (largemouth bass)
Lineage: Eukaryota; Metazoa; Chordata; Actinopteri; Centrarchiformes; Centrarchidae
Gene: mtrf1l
Product: mitochondrial translational release factor 1-like
Exons: 8
Coding region: 633-1958 (441 amino acids)
Biological process (GO): translational termination
Molecular function (GO): translation release factor activity
Source: RefSeq, a predicted model, not a curated record
CAUUCAAUAUGUCUGCGCCCUACAGCAAGGUGGUAAAGGAACAAUAUUUUUAUAACAAGCAUUAACAAGACGUUGCUAGGAAGUUUGUAGACAACGUAUGACUGAAACGUGUGUCAUUAUAGCCACAUCGAUGUUUCCGACAACAGCAAAAACCUAAAGGAGGCACUUGACAGUUUGUUAUUUGACUUAAGGAUCACAUAUAGUGAGUUCAUUACUUUCUGAAAUUCUCUUAUAUUGUUUUGUAGGUUGAAAUCCAGCCCUUAGUCGAAACAACACAGACUGGCAGUCCACUUAGUUCACAGGCUUUUAAAACUCCAAAUUAUAUAUUCAGGCUGGCGUUGUGGUUGUUGUGUUCCGCAGAAAUGCGGUUGUUGGCGACUGCUUGUUGUAAUACAUGCACGCCGAAUUCAAGAAUGUUUUCUUCUGAUACGGAAUAUCUCUUAAUAUAGCAAAUACACGGGAAAAUAUUUUUGUUAGAAAUAAAAACAUAUAAAAUUCAAAAACUUUUGAAUGAAAUUCGGUGUGUUCCUUCCAGACUAGAGGAGCAUGCGCCAAAGCUAUAUAGCUAAAGUUAUAUUGGCAUUUGUUUGUUCUGCCACACAGUGAAUCUUCCAAACAAAUCUGCUAAUACAAUGGCUUACAGAAGAGCUGUAAACCUUCUUCCGAGUGGAAAUGGGUGUGUCUUUAGUCUGUGGAUACCUCGUUUUCAAAAAUUACCAAAUGUCAUCAGCCAAGCUGUCAGAUUUUAUGAACACACCAAUAAUAACUGUGGCAAAACUACAAGAACUCUUUAUACUGGUACACCAUUAAUGGCAGCCAAGUUGCUGUCAGUGGAUGAACUUUUUGCCAAGAGUUCUCUGCAGGAAUACUUCAAGAAGAUAGAGGCAGAGUACAGUGAAUGUUUGAAAACAGUCAACAGUAAUUUGACGGAGGAGCAGUGCAGUGAGGACGAACUGAGGGCCAAGAGGACCAAAGUGUCCCAGCUUGCUCCCCUUAUCCAGAGCAUCAGAGAGCUGGACACCAAACAAAAAGAGAUUGCUGAGACCGAGAAGCUCCUAAAAGAUGAAGAUCCAGCCCUGCGAGAACUGGCGGAGCUGGAAAGAGAAGACUGUCUGCAAGAUAUUCAAGAGUUUAGACAAAAGAUCCUGGGUCUGUUGAUCCCUGAGGAGGAGGUGGAUUUGAGCGACCUUGUCCUUGAGGUUACAGCUGGUGUCGGGGGUCAGGAGGCCAUGCUGUUCACUGCUGAGGUGUUUGAUAUGUACCAGGGCUACGCUCAACACCACGGCUGGUCCUUCGACAUCCUGGAGCACAUGACCAGCGAAAUAGGUGGACUACGUCAUGCCUCAGCCAGCAUCAGCGGCCCUCAGAGCUACAAGAGGAUGAAGUUUGAGGCUGGAGUCCAUCGAGUUCAGAGGGUUCCCAAGACUGAAAAACAGGGCAGAAUGCACACCAGCACCAUGACUGUGGCUGUACUGCCCCAACCCACUGAGAUCUCUUUCACAAUAAAUCCGAAGGACCUGAGGAUAGACACUAAGAGAGCGAGUGGAGCUGGAGGUCAACAUGUCAACACCACAGACAGUGCAGUCAGAAUAGUGCAUCUGCCUACAGGUGUGGUUGCAGAGUGCCAGCAGGAACGGUCCCAGCUGAAGAACAGAGAGAAAGCCAUGAAGGCUCUGAGAGCAAAGCUGUACAGCAUGAAGUUAGAGGAGGAGACCAGCAAACGCUACAACCAGCGUAAAAUACAGAUUGGCACUAGAGGCAGAUCAGAGAAGAUUCGAACCUACAACUUCGCCCAGGACCGUAUAACAGACCACCGGAUCGGCAUGACAGUGCACGACAUCAAGAGCUUCCUGCUUGGAGAGGAUCUGCUGGAUGAGAUGAACUCCUCGCUGCAGGAGUUCUCUAACCAGGAGACGCUCAUGGAACUGCUGGGAGAAAACGACCAGGAGGGCUCAUGAGCUUGUUGCUACAUGUUUUAGCAAAGCACUAAAACGGUAAUAUUGGCCAUUCCUACUCUGUUUCUGCAGGAAAAACUGAGUGAAAGGACUUUCAUGGAUUAUGAGGGGGACCAAGGCUGAAUGCUUCUGCCCAUCAAAUGUAAAAAACAAAACACAGACAUUUUAACUUCCAUACUCAUGUCGAGGAGUAACAAUCAAUGUCAGCACAAACAUAAAAGUGGCUAAUUAAAUGACUCAACUAUGGAGUGAUUAUAAAGACUUGUACUUCAACAUGAGCUGUAAUAAAAGUGACUCAUUCAGAGUUUCUGGUCACACUCAGUGCCUCUCAGAUGCUAGAAGGUUUCUAAGGUUGCUCUGAUGCUCUGCUGUUUAUUUAACAUAUACUGAGCUGGACAGACUUUGCAAAUGUUGUUUUUUCACUGUCAGUAACAGUAUGUGUUCUGUUAAUUAAUUAUUCAUUUAAAAUCAGUGUUGUAUAUGCUGCCGUAACUUCAAGAGCUACAAACUCAUGUACGCUCUAUGGCUAAACGUAUGUGGACACUGGAACAAAGUGGACAGCCACACAUCCCACUCACAUGUGAUUGUUUGACAUCUCAUUCAAAAACAAUCUGCUGCUAUGACAGCCUCCCACUCCUCUGGUUUCAGGAUGUCCACAAGAUUUAGGAACCUGGCUGCAGGGAUUUGCUCAACUCAGCCGCAAGAGCAGUAGUGAGGUUGGGCGCUGAUGUUGGGUGAUAAGGCCUGGAUCGCAGUUAGAACUCCAGUUCAUCCCAAAGGUGUUGGAUGGGGUUGAUGGUGGCUCUGUGCUGACAAGUCAAGUUCUCCCACGCAUCCUGGUAUCUUAAGUCCAUGUAAAAGCACAAAUUGGCAAGUAGAAACAGGAAAGGGCAAAAUAUGCUAAUGUAUAAAGUAUCAUGUAUGGCUGCAGCUAAUUAAAAUAAAUAUUGAAUGAUAGAUUAAUUGA